GGAGGGCUUCGAAAUGACCGCGGAAGAUAAGGAUCUCACCCCGUUCGCUCUUCGCUCCCAUACGCUCGUCCCACUUUCUCUGGCCUACUUCCGAGACGACAUCCGACGACGCAAGGAGGCCUUCGAAACAAGUCUCCCCCUAGAACCGCAAAUUGAGGACGAGGAGAGACCCCCUUCGCCUUCUGUGGGUUCGAACGUUUCCGAACGGACCAAGCUCGGGACCGUACAUGUCUCCAUGGCGUUUCCGAACACCUACUCCCGGAACUCGAGUCCUGGUCCAACCUACUCGUGUCCCGUCCGCGGAAGACCCCCUUUCGCCAACGCGAUGGACGACGGUCCCUCUAUCAUUGAUGACACUUUGAUUGCUGUGUAUGAGGAUUACGGCGCUCUCUCUCUGUAUGAGAUGGGAUAUGGCAUUGCCGAAGAGUCGGCACGCGAGUCGACCUACAAACCUCUGGAAAUCUUCCUGGAUUUGGAGGACGCUUCCUUCGGAUGAUGAUGAUGCCGAGGGCUCUAUCCGGCAUGUACUCUACCGCAGAACACUGUCAACAGUUGCUUUCCAUGUCUAAGAAUAUCUUUGGCGUCUGUCGAUGUGUUGACCCCUAUGUCUGUCUACCUGGAGCAAUGCAAGUCAUGCUGUCUCAGAUCGUCCCCGGGUGUGGGUGUGCUCUGGGGACCCUACGUGGAGCGUUCUGCCCUGACUGUUUGACGGUCCGUCAGGUCGAAUGCCGCUAAUUUCGUCGCAAACUUGCCCCGAUCGUCUCGGCUCAUCACCGGGCCCUGGCUGCGCUCUUCUAGUCAGCAUUGCUGUGCUGCCGAAUUACCUUACAAUGACCUAGCCCCGUCGCAAAUCGGACUGAGGGGCAGAUAGACCCACAGUACUAGACCCGAUCGGUUCUCCGAGUUCCCGCUGGUUCCGCGGCCACCGGCAAUGCAGCCGAGCGAUGUACCUCCUCCCGCGCCCAUGCAAGGCAGCGCAUCAGGCGCACCCGAGGCCGCUGCACUUCUGCGUUCACCUUCACCCGCGCGGCUGUAUUGUGGAGGUGCGCGCGGGAGCACUUGCGACUUCCUCAUUCUUAGGCUCAAAGAAUCUUCACGAGCAUAUGGGCCUUUUUUGCCGCAGCACCCUCACUACCCC
Messenger RNA from Dichomitus squalens LYAD-421 SS1, 1138 nucleotides. RefSeq lists its product as uncharacterized. NCBI's taxonomy places the organism in Eukaryota, Fungi, Basidiomycota, Agaricomycetes, Polyporales, Polyporaceae. The transcript is spliced from 2 exons. Bases 14 to 496 code for a protein of 160 amino acids. The record is from RefSeq and is a predicted model, not a curated record.